Messenger RNA from Nanorana parkeri, 2537 nucleotides. Its product is annotated as protocadherin gamma-B2-like. Gene Ontology annotation, biological process: homophilic cell-cell adhesion. Gene Ontology annotation, molecular function: calcium ion binding. The record is from RefSeq and is a predicted model, not a curated record. The transcript has 2 exons. The coding region runs from base 120 to 2537 and encodes 805 amino acids. Lineage: Eukaryota; Metazoa; Chordata; Amphibia; Anura; Dicroglossidae. Gene Ontology annotation, cellular component: plasma membrane.
AUACACAAUCUCAUACAAUUUAUUGUAUCAUAAUUACAAUAACCAGAGAACUGCAAACUAUUUGUAAUUCGCUCUGAAUAAGAAGAGUUAAGAAGAGGUGCUGACUCAUCAACAAUACAAUGGAAUGGCAAGUGAUAUUUUCUCUGAUUCUUAUUUUGUGUAAUUUUGUAUAUGCUCAGCUUCAGUAUUCCAUAUAUGAAGAACUAAAACAAGGAUCUAUAGUAGGAAAUAUUGCAAGGGACCUGAGCUUGAGCAUUAAGGACUUAUCAAAUCAUAAGUUGCAGAUUGUGUCACGUGCCAGGAAACAGUAUUUUAAUGUUAAUUUGCAGAGCGGAGAUCUGUACAUUAUAGAAAGAAUAGACAGAGAGAAUUUGUGUGGGGACCAGCAGGCAUGUUCUUUAGGUGUUGAAGUAAUAAUUGAAAACCCAUUACAUUUUUACACAAUUAAAGUUGACAUACAAGAUAUGAAUGAUAAUCCACCGCAAUUCUCCAAGAACAUAUUUGAUUUAGAAAUGAGUGAGCUUGUUUUACCUGGAACAAGAUUUGCUCUUGGGACGGCAAAAGAUCCAGAUCUUGGUGUUAACUCAUUGCAAGGUUAUAGGCUUAGUGAGAAUCACUUUUUUAAGCUUGGAGAAAAAAUAACUUCUGCUGGGAGAAAGUAUCCUGAACUUGUGCUGGACAAACCCGUUGAUCGCGAGAAGCAAAACUGUUUUGAAUUAAUCCUAACAGCCUUUGAUGGUGGAAAACCUGGAAAAAGUGGGACAGCCUUAAUAAAAAUGAAAGUUCAUGAUAUAAAUGAUAAUUUUCCCCAAUUUAGCCAAGACAGUUAUCAGGUACAUCUGCCAGAAGAUGCAACAAGUGGUUUCUUAAUUGUUCAGCUAAAUGCUACUGAUGUGGAUGAAGGAAUAUAUGCACAAAUAACUUAUACGCCUUUUGAAGUUCCUGAAGAUGCACAGAGCCUGUUUGACAUUGAUCCCUUAAAAGGUGAUGUUAUAUUAAUUGGAAAGUUGGACUAUGAAGUAAAAGAUACAUAUGAGUUUACAGUGGAAGCUAAAGAUGGAGGAGGCCUGACUGCUCAUUGUAAAGUGUUUAUACAAGUUACUGAUGUUAAUGAUAACAUCCCAGAAGUAAUCAUGACAUCUCUCUUGACAUCAGUUCCUGAGGAUUCACCACUUGGAACUGUUAUAGCUCUCAUCAAUAUCUUUGACAUGGACACAGGAGAAAAUGGCAAAGUGCAUUGUGAGAUUAUUGAUAAGUCUCCUUUUCAAUUAGUUCCUUCAACUGCUAAUUAUUACAAAUUUGUGACUUCAGCUAACUUGGAUCGGGAAGGAGUCAGUAACUAUACCAUCACCAUUAAAGCUGUGGAUAAAGGAUCACCCCCACUGUCAGUCACCAAAACUCUAAAACUGUCUAUCUCAGAUGUGAAUGACAAUUCUCCUGUGUUUGAGAAAACAAAUUAUAUUCUCUAUAUUCAAGAAAAUAAUUUACCUGGGACCUCUGUAUACAGGAUUUCUGCUUCUGAUCUUGACUAUGAAGAGAAUGCAAACAUUAUUUAUUCUAUGUUAACCAAUAAUACUGAAGAUUUGCCAGUUUCCACUUAUAUUUCUAUAAACUCAAUGACUGGGGUUCUUUAUGCUCAGAGAUCAUUUGACUAUGAGCAGUUACGCGAGUUUCAGUUCCAAGUGAUGGCUAAAGACAGUGGAUCUCCUCCUCUAAGCAGUAAUGUAAUGGUGAGGAUAUGUAUUAUUGACAAGAAUGAUAAUGCUCCUAAAAUACUCUACCCAUCAUCAGACAAUGAGGGAUCAGCUUUAUUUGAAUUUAUUCCUCACUCAGCUGAGAAAGGUUAUCUAGUGACCAAAGUGAUUGCAGUAGAUGCUGACUCUGGACACGAUGCUUGGCUUUCAUAUCACUUACUACAACUUCAAGAUCCUUCUUUAUUUACAAUCGGUCAAUAUACUGGUGAAAUUAGGCUUGGAAAGGAACUUACAGACAUGGAUUCUUUAAGGCAUACAAUUAUAGUCAUGGUAAAAGACAAUGGACAUCCAUCUUUAUCAUCUACAGUUUCUUUAACUCUAGUUGUUGCAGAAAACUUUCAGCAAGUUCAUCCAGAGAUAACAUACAAGCCUAAUGAUUCAAAAGCAUCUUCUAAUACCACAUUCUACCUAAUAGUUUCCAUAGCAUUGAUUUGCCUUUUUUUUAUUGUGACAGUGGUUGUAACGGUAUUCUUUAAAUGCAGAAAAUCAAAUACACAACCAUCUUUUGGAGCUAUUGGUGGAAAUGUAUAUCCUCAGUUUACUUUGGGAUGUCCUUCUGAGAUCAGUGAUGCAAGUUUACCUUUCCCAUUCUCAUAUGAUGUGUGUGUCACACUGGACUCAAGACAGAAUGAAAUUGCUUAUCUGAAACCUGCCCAGAAUGUCCCCAUAGGCAGUCUUAUUGACACUGAUGCCUCACCUAUUGCUAAUGAUCCUGCAAAUGAUUGCUUACUUAAUACCAGUAUCGCAAAGAACCAGAUGGGUACCAGACAAAGGUUCUCAUAA